AUGCUCACCAUUCUCAAGGAUCUAUGGGCUGUCCUAGCUGUCCUCGCCUUCCUUCUCCUUGUCACAAGUCAGGGGCGUAGACUAGUAGUUCACUGCACAAGGGUUCUCCUCAAUGGCAAGAAUCCGCUACGGUGGCUCGUUGGCUUGCUUGCCGGGAUACUGCCGCCUGUGACGUGGACAUUAGCAUUCAAGCUGGCGCGGAAUAUACCCUCGGAUUGGAGACCAGAUAUUCACACUCACUUGCUACCCGUCUUUGAAGCCAUAUUACUAUCGCCUACGGGCAUCAUUCUCCUCACGAUCCUUGUAACACCAUUUGCAUACCUCAUCAGGAGAGGCUCGAGAACUCAGACGAGCCGCGUACUGUAUCCUUCCCUGAUCUUGCUCUUCCCAGCAUGGCUCAAAGUCAUGAACCUCAUCGCCCUCGGCACUACGUGGACUCCGUUCCAAGACGUCCUCGCCUGGAUCUUCUAUGGUGUCCUGCACUUCGCAUCCCCCUUCCUAGCUGGUUGGUGGAUCUGGGGCUUCGGUCCGCCCGGAGCGGCCAUUGUCUACGGCGUCACCCUCGGUGUGCAGAACAUCUGCGGUCUCUUCACUCACCUCGUCUUUCCCAAUGCCGCCCCAUGGUACUACGACGUCUACCCAAACACCACAAUUCCCACCUACGACUUCCCUGGCAAUCCCGCAGGUUUGGUCCGGGUUGACCAGGCACUGGGUACCCACCUCUACCGUGCCGCUUUCAAGAAGAGUCCAGUCGUCUUCGGGGCCCUUCCCAGCUUACAUGCAGCUAGCGCAGUCUGCUUCAGUCUCUUCGUCGCUAGGUACGGCGGCCGCUGGGGUCACAUUAUCAUGCUCCUCUACUCCACCUUUAUGUUCUGGUCCACGCAAUAUCUCCACCAUCACUUUGCAGUGGAUCUGCUCCUUGGGACAAGUUACUCAGUCCUGGCCUUUUCAGCUGCCACUAUCGUGCUCCGAAAGCUGGAAGCCAAGCACGAGAGGGAAGGGACCACUAGAGGUGUGGACAGGUUGUUCUGCUGGCCUGCACCUCACGCCCACAAUUCAGCACUACCUCAGCAUACCGGGCAGUCCCGAGCAUCCGUCGAUGCUGACGCGCCAGCGGAAGAGGAGAGGAAACGUCGCUACCGAGGCAAAGGCAUGAGCUUCUGGCUCUCGAGCGGGGAUGAUGCAAAGGACGAGGAAAAGGCAAUGAUGCUGGAAGACUUGAGCGAACGUGGGGCUUCCUCGCCAGAGGAAGACCACAGAUCUAUUGCCAGUGGCUCCAGAUCCACUUCGUUCUCGUCGGCAUCCUCCUCGAGCGAUGUUGAGAAUGAGAAGCAGAAGAGGGCCGACUGA
Molecule: messenger RNA, 1350 nt
Organism: Microstroma glucosiphilum
Lineage: Eukaryota; Fungi; Basidiomycota; Exobasidiomycetes; Microstromatales; Microstromataceae
Exons: 2
Coding region: 1-1350 (449 amino acids)
Biological process (GO): inositol phosphoceramide metabolic process; sphingolipid biosynthetic process
Cellular component (GO): inositol phosphoceramide synthase complex
Molecular function (GO): inositol phosphoceramide synthase activity
Source: RefSeq, a predicted model, not a curated record